AUGUUUGUUUUUAGUGUUAACAUGUUUAUAAUUAGAAAUAGAAUAAACCUAAGUAUUCAAAGAAAAUUAAAGUAUUCAAGAUUAAAUAACACUGAGGUAACUUUCCAUAGUUUCACAUUUCCUAACAAUAAACACUAUCAAAUUAGUUAUAUGUGCACAUACAUACAUAUUUUUUUUAAGUUUUAAAUCCUCCCUUCCUCAUUUUACUUCUGCAGUAUAUGAUUAAAACUUUAAUUCAUUUUUUAAUUAUAAUAGUGGCACUUAUAAUAUGUGUAUGUGUGUGUUGAAUCAUAAACUCUUCUAACCUGUUAACCUCUGAAUAAAUUAACAAAAUUAGUAACAUAAUAGUUAAGUAAUCAAAAUUACACUUGAUAGGUAUACCUUCCAUAUAACCACCUUUAUUUUAAAAAUGUAUUCUUAAAUAAUAUGAUAUUGAUCAUGAAUAUACAAUCAAAUUCAGUUUUAGUUUUUGGAUUAUAAAAUUAAAUGCAAUGUUUUUUAUUAUAUGAUGCAAUUUGAUAAAAGAAUGAAAAAUAUCCUAUUUAUUUAAAGAAAAAAUGUAAUGUAAGAUUAAUAAGUACAUAUUUGCUAUAGUAAAAUAAAUACAAACUUGCUAUAGUUGCAAUAGAUCAACAUAAGAAAAAUAACCAAACUAUUAUAUUAAAGGCCUAGCAGCCUACUGAUGUUUUCUUUCUUUAUCUAACAAUUGAAAUUUAAACCAAUAUCCGUUUAAACAGUUUGAAUGAUACUAAUAUAAAAAAGGUCAAUCAAACUCAAGGCCUAUGGUAAUUUUUUGAAUUUAAAUCCUUUUAAAAAAAUUAAAUUUGAAAAUUGAUAAAAUUAUAUAAAAAAAAAACCUGAUAUACUUCGCAUGAUGGAUGGGCCACUGUUGUGGGUGAGAAGUUGGGAGGAUAUGAUAUAGAGGUGAAUUUAAUGUAUAUCACUACAGUUAAUAAUCGCUAACAAAAAACGAUUCUCAGCGGAGUUCAGUUAUACAUGUUUUGUAAUAUUUACAAUUUUCAUUAAAAUAUUGUGUAACAAAUUUUUGCAUUAAACUUAAAUUUUUUUUUUACCAUAAAGUACGACCUGUAAUGAACUUUCUGAUAAAUUUUUAACCAUUCCUGUUUUAGUCUAAUAGCUUGAUUCACAGGAUACCUAUCAAAUACAAAUUUUAUAAAAACUCUUUUUAAUUAAGAUGUCUAAAACAGUUCAAAAAUGACACAAAUAUUUUGAAAAUUUUACUACGUUUAGAAAAAGCAAAUAUAAUUUUUCUUUUCAAAUUUCAAGUUUCUUCAGAUAAAAAAAAAUAAGCAUUGUAAAAACAAUACAUUUCUCGCUUUGCUCAGAAUCUAAAAAAACUAAAAUUAAUAUAUUAUUAUUAUUAAUUAUAAAUAUAAAUUUUGAAUAGACUGUUUUAUAUAAUUGUAAAUAUUAUUUAAUAUAAUUUUAUUAGAUCACAAUGAAAACCUGCUCUGAUAUAUUGGACGAUUUUGAGUCUGGACCUCUAGAUACUUAUAGAAAACGUUCUACAAUUGAUUGGAAAAAAAUGAAAGUUUUUAUAGAGACUGAAGAAAUUUUACGAUACAAGGUAAUUAAUAAACAAUGAACGUAGAAUGAUAAUUGAAAUCUGUAUUUUUAUAAUAUUAUAAAUAUUUGAGAUGAAAGCCUGGAAAAAAUUUGAAGACGAUCCACUUUUUCAACAUUCUUAUGAAACACUACCAUUAGAUGAACAAAGACGAUUAGCAGUGUUAAGAAUGUAUAAAAUUGUAGAAUCAAAUCUAUUUCCAUUUGAUGAAAUAAUAGUUAGACCCAGACUUGUAAGUUUAAUUUUAAAAUAAACUUAAUUAUUUUUAUAGUAUACAUAAUAUGUUCUAGUCUAUGUCAAAAAUUGUAGCACUUUUUCAAUACUGCCCAUCUGUUGCAAUAAAAGUUGGGCUGACAUUUGACAUGUUUAGCAAUGUAAUAUUUACUAUGGAUAAUGGAAGAAAUUCCGAUUUAUAUCAAAAUGCUCAGGAUGGAAAAGUAAGAUUCAUUUUUAAAUAUAAAACAGUAGACAUUUUAGUAUGAUAACAAUGGUAAAAAAAUACAAAUCAAAUUAUUAUUGUUAAUAAACAGGAUAUGAAAAUUAUAUUAUUUUUUUAUUACUGCAGAAAACAAUUUUAAUACUUCAACUCAAAUUACUCAUUCAACUGAAAUUGUUUUUCACUUUUUGCUCCACUAAUUAUGAACUUAUACUCUUUUAGUUUUUAAAAAUUGUCUUAUUAAUUUAACCUUUAUUUACUACUCCAUUCAUUAUUUUUUAAGGUACAACUGUUAUACUAAAUAUGUGAAUAACUUGUAAAAUAUAAUAUCUGUUUUUGUAUGUUUGGGUUUAAAGGUAAACCUGUUAAUUAUAUAAAUACACAAUGCUGAAAUAAUAGCAGAGUAAAUUAAAACAUUAAAAAAAAAAUGAUUUGUUUAUUUGAUUUUAAUAUAUAAUAUAUUAGUAUUUUAAAAUCCCAGGUAUUCUUAAUAAAAUAUAAAUAUGCUUGAAUAUAUUUGUUCAGGUCCCUGGUUGUUUUGCUUUAACAGAAGUUUCACAUGGUACAAAUACUAAAGCAAUGAGAACCACAGCAUCCUAUGAUAAUGAUUUAAAACAAUUUAUUUUACAUACUCCCGAUUUUGAAGCAGCUAAAUGUUGGGUUGGAAGUUUAGGUAAAAAUAAAUUCAAUAAUAUAUAAUAUGGUUUUUUUUGGAAAAUGCAAUUUUAGUAGUUAAGUGUUAUUUAAUAACGUAAAUUAAAAUUUUAUUUAGGAAAAACAUGUACACAUGCAAUAAUUUGGGCUAAAGUAAUCAUGAAUAAUGGUGAUGAUCAUGGAUUACAUGCUUUUGUAGUUAAUAUAAGAGAUCCAAAAACAAUGUUACCUAUUCCUGGUGUCACAGUUGGAGACCUGGGAGAAAAAGCCAGUCUAAAUGGGGUUGAUAAUGGGUAAUUAAUAUUAUUUAUUUAAAUUUUAUAUUACAGUAUGUGUCUAAUGUUAAUUUAAAAAAUAUUUUUUCUAAUAGAUUUAUAAUGUUUAAUAAAUUUGCUACGCCAAAAGAAAGUUUACUUAGUAAAACAGGAGAUAUAAAUGACAAUGGCCAAUAUAUUUCUCCAUUUAAAGAAAAAUCAAAACGACUUGGUAAUAUAUUUUUAAUUAUUCACAAUUUAAACCAGACCUACUUUUUUUUACUGAGGGCCAUAAAAAAUAAUAAUUCUUGCCGGACUAAGAAUUUAAACUUUUACUUUUCAAGUUAAUAGAAUAUUAUAUUUUAUUGUAGACAGAUCUUAGUAUAGGUACAGUGUUAAAUUUUAUUAUUUAUUACGUAUUGAUUGUUAUAAAUGAAAAAAAAAAUGUAAAGUACAAACAUAUUUUUUUUUUUAAUUUUGAUUUAAUACACUUUGGUGGGCGAUUACUAAAUGAUCGCGAGCCGGAUUUAACCCAUGGGCCGUAGUUGGUUACCACUUAUUUAAACAAUAUAAUAAGAUAAUUUAAUAUAUUUGAACAAAUUUACUUGAUAAACAUUACAUGUGAAAACCUCACAUCUAUGGCCAAAAUAGUCAGUAGUCAAAACUUUUUGUUAAGAAAAAUUAUCUAAGUUUGUUUGUUAUUGCCAUAUUUAUCUGGUAUAUACUACCAGAUAUGUUUUUUUAAACAUAGUUCAUACACUCUGGAAAGUAUUUAAGGAGAAACUAGGGAGGAAUUAUGGCUACACCCAUUCAAAUGGGAUGACAAGUGAUUGAAAACUUCAGAAAUGCUUUCAAGAGUGAAUCACCGUUGAAAGCCGCCAUUUUAGAUUUGUAAUAUUUAAAACUUGAUGUAAAUAACUAAAUUAUCUACUGAACCUAACAAUAUAAAUCUUAUUUUUAUGAAAUUAAUAGUUUUUAUUCUACAACCCUUCAAAACUGAUGUGUAUCUUUUAAUAUCUCUUAAUAUACUUUUACUGUAUUAAGUUUUAUAUAUUUUAAUACUUAUUUGUAAAUUAUAAUACAUUAUAUUUUAUUUUAAAAUGUAUAAUUGUAUUUUAAAAAUAGUUGUAGCUAAGUAUUAUUGUGUUUUAUUUUGUAGGUGCUUCAUUGGGAAGUUUAUCAGCUGGUCGAUUAAGUAUUGUUAAUAUAUGUGCAGCAUACAUUACAAAAGCUGUUCCAAUAGCUAUAAGAUAUACAGCAGUCAGAAAACAGUUUGGUCCUCCAAAUUGUGAAGAGUUACCAGUUUUAGAGUAUCAAUUAGUAGUAAAUAUACUUGAUAUGAGCUUUUCAAUUAUUAUUGAAUAAUAUUUCAAAAUAUAAAUUUUUUUUUUUAUAGCAAUGUAGAUUGAUCACAAAUUUAGCCGCUGCUUAUGCAAUAAAAAUGUAUGGCGAUUAUUUAGCUAGAGUUUACGAAUCAUUUUUAUUUGAGAUGAUGACAAACAAUGGUUCAGAAAAAAAUGUAACAACAAAACAUUUUCUAAAAAAAUAUAUAUUUUGUAUAUACCCUUCAUUUGUCUAGAGAUUACUUGGCAUAGAAAUUCACGCAGUGUCUAGUUGUACGAAGCCUAUUGCAUCAUGGACAACUCGAGAUGCGAUACAGGAAUGUAGAGAAGCAUGUGGUGGUCAUGGGUAUUUAAAAGGUAAUUUUUAACAUGUAAUGAAAAUUUGUUCUAACUAUAUGUUGUAUAAAUUUAUUUUUAAUUAGCUGCUGGACUCAGUGAACUUCGUAACGCAAAUGAUGCUAAUUGCACUUAUGAAGGUGACAAUAAUGUACUGAUACAACAAACAAGUAAUUGGUUGCUAAAUAUCUGGUCAAAUUUACUGAAUGGAAAUACAAAUUGUUGUGAUACUACAAUGUGUACAAUAGAAUUCCUUAAAGAUGCUGAAAGUAUAUUAAACGAACAAUUUAAAUUACCUAAACCAUAUGAAAAUUUUACUCAUAAAGGUAAGCACUUAAUUUAAAUAUUUACAUACUAUAAUUGAUUAUUGUUAACAAUUUUAAUUUGGAUUGUUUCAAGAUUUAUUAUCCUGUUUUCAAUGGUUGAUUUGUUACCUAUUACGACAGACAUAUACACAAUUACAACUGUUAAAACAUCAAAAAAAAGACGAAUUCACAGCAAAAAACGACUCACAGAUGUUUUUUGCUAGAGACCUAUCGAUUGUAUUUGCCGAAGUAACUAUGCUAAUCUAUGUUACUUUUUUAAGACAUAAUUUUGUAAUAUUUUUUUUUUACAGUAUCUCAUUUUAAAGAAUUUUAUCGAAACCUUAUCAUCUCCAGAUUUAGAUGGCCCACAUCAAUUAGUUUUACAUAAACUUGCUUCACUUUAUGGACUUUGGCUAAUUGAAAAACAUUUAUCAAUCAUUUAUGAAGGUACAUAUAUAUAUUAUUAUAUUUAGUAUGAAUAAUUGUAUUUUAAAAGUGUCUAUAUCAAGCUUGUUAAUUAUACAAUUUUUAAUUUACAGCACUAAUAAAACUUUUAAAGAUUUUAUAUAAUAGUAAUUAUUUGCUUUUUUAAAAGGUGGAUAUGUGAAUGGACCAUUGGCAUCUGUAAUGGUUAAAAAAUCCAUAAUAAAUUUAUGUUUGAGUCUUAAGGAUGAAGCAGUGACACUUUCUGAUGCUUUAGCACCUCCAGAUUUUAUACUAAACUCAGUGAUCGCCUCAUCAAAUGGAAAGGUAAAUUUAUUUACAAAUAAGUAUCUUUAUUCUAAAAAAGUAUAAAAAGUAUUAAUUUAAGUAAAUAAUAAUCAAAUAAUGAAUAUACUUCAUCAUUUUAAAUUCAAUAUAUUGUACUGGGUGAUAUUAAUAAUACAAUUAGAGUUAUUAUAAAACAUCUCUUAUAAUUUGACUUAAUUAUUAAUGAAUACAAAUAUAUUGUUUUAUUUUUAAAAUUGAAAUCUUCAAUUUUGAAGAAUUUUAUAAUUUUAUAUUGGUAUUGUUUAGGUGUAUGAUAAUUUGAAGAAACUAUUAUUUGAAGAUAAAUCAACAUUUGAAAGACCUAGUUGGUGGUCUGAGAUAGCAAUGCGUUCAAAAUUAUAA
Messenger RNA from Cinara cedri, 6026 nucleotides. The record is from the annotation of a GenBank genome assembly. NCBI's taxonomy places the organism in Eukaryota, Metazoa, Arthropoda, Insecta, Hemiptera, Aphididae.